AUGUCAUCUUAUUAUUUUGUUAUAAUAGGAACACAAGAUAAUCCAAUAUAUGAAACAGAAUUAUCAUCAUCAUCUUCAAAAAAUUCUAAUUUAUCAAAUUCAUCAUCAUCAAAUUCAUCAAUAAUUAAUACUACAUCAACAACAAAUUCAUCAAUUAAUAAUAGUAGUAAUACAUCAUCGACUGCUAAUAAUUUAAAUCAGUCGAAUUUUCCAACAUCAACAAGAGAAAUAUUACCAUUUAUUGCAAAUGCAAGUUUAGAUUUAAUAGAAGAUCAAAUGUGGUCAACUCAAUUAUUAAACUUGGGGAAAAUAGAUCAAUUUUAUAGUAUAUUUAUAAAUGCUUAUUUAACUCAAGGUAAUAUAAAAUUUAUAUUAUGUCAUAAUAAUACUACAAAAGAUGAAAAUUCAAUAAAACUGUUUUUCCAAGAUAUUAAUGAAUUGUAUGUUAAAGUACUAAUGAAUCCCUUUUAUAAUUUAAAUGAUUCUAUAUUAGUACCUGAUUUUGAUAAUAAGAUUAAAUUAUUAGCUAAAAAAUAUUUAUAG
Messenger RNA from Lodderomyces jiufengensis, 543 nucleotides. RefSeq names its product TRAPP subunit (gene TRS20). Lineage: Eukaryota; Fungi; Ascomycota; Pichiomycetes; Serinales; Debaryomycetaceae. The record is from RefSeq and is a predicted model, not a curated record. The coding region runs from base 1 to 543 and encodes 180 amino acids. Gene Ontology annotation, cellular component: nucleus; cytoplasm; TRAPP complex. The transcript has a single exon. Gene Ontology annotation, biological process: endoplasmic reticulum to Golgi vesicle-mediated transport.